UCGGACAUGUCAGAUCGUGUGUGGCGUUAAGUUAAUGCCGCCACGAAAAACGUGGGACGGGAUUAGCGCGGCGUUUGUCAUGUGUGCUUUUUUGGCAAUCACGUUUGAGGGCAAAAGUUUAACUGACUAGUACUGGACAUGCUGGACGAAUACGGGAUAAGUGUCAACUGUCAUAAUGAUGUCUAGAGACAGGGAUCUAGAACUUGCUUUGAAAUUACAGGCGCAAUUCGACGAGGAAGCAGUACGGGAGAUAGCAGAAAAUGAGCAACCAUCCACUGGCACCGCGUCGACGGCGUGGGCAUCAUCAAGUUCAAUUGAUGAGCAUGAUGCGGGAUUCGGAGAAUAUGGCAGUGUAUCACAAGCUGUAAAUCCGAGCCUAAAGCAGCCAAUGUCCAUUGUAGAUGAGCGGUGGGAACUGUUGGACCCUAACCCCGACAUGAGAGCCAUGUUUCUGGAAUUCAAUGACAAGUAUUUUUGGGGACGAUUGGCAGGCGUCGAAGUCAGGUGGAGUCCACGAAUGACCUUGUGUGCAGGUUUAUGCUGUUAUGAGGGGCAUGGAGGACUGUGCUCCAUUCGUUUGAGUGCCCCAUUGUUGAAACUGAGACCAAGAAAAGACUUAGUGGAAACAUUAUUGCACGAGAUGAUCCACGCCUAUUUAUUUGUGACCGCCAAUAACAGGGAUCAUGAUGGACAUGGACCAGAGUUCUGCAAGCACAUGAACAGAUUGAAUCAAUCCACUGGCACAAACAUUACUAUAUACCACAACUUUCAUGAUGAAGUGGAUGUGUACCGUCAGCACUGGUGGCGCUGCAAUGGACCCUGUCAGAAACGACCCCCGUAUUACGGAAUGGUGCGCAGAGCCAUGAACAGGGCACCAUCUAAGCGGGAUCCCUGGUGGGCGGAGCAUCAGCGCACCUGUGGGGGGUCGUAUACCAAGGUCAAGGAACCUGAAGGAUACGGAGUCAAGAAAGGAACUAAGCGGAAGAAGGCAGAUGCCGAUGAGGACGACAUUGAAAAUGAUACAAAGAAGAGGGCAACUGAUGAUGUCCCAACUUCAUCAUUUCCUGGUAAAGGUUUUAGAGUUGGAGGAACUGGCUCCACAUCUAGAUUGGUGCCACCCAAAAUGGCUACCUUGGACAAAUUCCUGAAGAAGGUUGAAGGUCCAAAAAAGUCUCCAGGGCAGCAACCUCCCCAGUCAUCUCCUGCCUCAAGAAGCCAAAGCGAGGAGGAGGUGGAAGAUGCUAGCCAAGUUAACCAGUCCAAGAAUGCCAGACUGAGAGCCCUUGCAGCGAUAUUUGACAGCGAUGAUUCGGACGAGGAGGACAUUGUGAUUGUGAAGUUUGACAAGCCCCUCAAAGAGGCACCCUCCAAUGGAUUCCAAAUCGGGGAGACCUCCACUUCACACAGCAAAGCUAGGUCCUCUCAGUCUGAUGGUUGUCACGCCUAUAAUUCUGGUCUUCCAACUCAAAGCAGCUCGCAGCAUGCGGAUAGCUCACCCACCUCGAAACCAGAAGUGAUCAGCCAACCUGAUGCCGCAUCCAAAACCAAAAACAGUGGUGCAUCCACUUCCAAGGGAGCCAGAGAGGAUCAUGGGAAGAAACAGGACUCCAUCAUAGAUGCCUUCAGUCGGAUGAGACAGCAGUCAGGCAAAACUGACUAUGUCCCCAGAGACAGUGAAGCAAACGAACGACACCAAGAUGGAUCUUUUACGAGAAACACUACAAAGAGCACUGAACAAGGAGAAAGUAGAACACCUGAUAACGAGAUGGUCAACUGCCCUGUUUGUCAAUGCAAAGUCGAACGGUCCAAAAUCAACCAGCACCUUGAUCAGUGCUUAUCAUGACAGAGGUCGAGGGUGUGACUAUUUGUUGUGUGAAGGAAGGAUGAUUGCACUACAACUUUUUUUUUCUUGCUUCAAGGCAUGUCUUUAAAUGUUAGUUUGAACAAUUCAAUACAUUUAUCAGUACCUACGAGUGGAAGCUGUAAAGUCAUAGGCUCCAUACAUGUACAUCACUUCACUUAAUUUUAUUGCUCAAAAUGGACUCUCUUAGUUUUCUUUGACUGGAUUAAAAAAUUGUCUUUCACCUGUUUAUUCAAGCUGGGAAGAGAGAGUAAUGCAAGGCUUUCAUUUCAAAGACAAGAAACCUUCCAUUUUAUUUCCAAAUGUACAUGCAUAAACAUGUGUAUCAAACAUUCUCAAAGACUUCCCAAAUGGUAUACAUGUACGUAUUUCCACCCAAAAUGGGAAAAUGUAAGUUUUCUACAAGUCAGUUCAUUACUCAUCACAUGAAAAUUUUAGACAGGAGUACACGCAUGUGUAGAUCAUGGUUUCUAGGUGACAUUUUUACAUUGUGCUGUAUAUAUUAAAAUGAGGAAGAAACAGUCGUCAGAAAUAAAAGAGUGACCAUCGCUUAAAUUUGAAUGAUGUGAGAUGAUGAAUCCAGGUUUAGGGCAAUAUCAGUUCGACUUCAUGGUACAUGUAUCUUCCAGUGGCAGAUAAGAUGACCGCAUUUGGAAGAAAGAAUAGUUCUUGUCAUGUGACAGAGUAUUUCAAAUUGUAUACUUUAUGCAAAUGCAGCUGGCAAACCUGUACAAGUACGGGCCUAGCUGAUGGUGACAAAACCCAUGAACCUUUCUACAGAGCUGAAAAUGUAAUAAAU
Molecule: messenger RNA, 2660 nt
Organism: Acanthaster planci (crown-of-thorns starfish)
Lineage: Eukaryota; Metazoa; Echinodermata; Asteroidea; Valvatida; Acanthasteridae
Gene: sprtn
Product: SprT-like N-terminal domain
Biological process (GO): DNA repair
Cellular component (GO): nucleus
Molecular function (GO): polyubiquitin modification-dependent protein binding; metalloendopeptidase activity; single-stranded DNA binding
Source: RefSeq, a predicted model, not a curated record